Annulohypoxylon maeteangense is the source of this 1353-nucleotide messenger RNA. RefSeq names its product arginase. The transcript is spliced from 8 exons. Gene Ontology annotation, molecular function: metal ion binding; agmatinase activity. The coding region runs from base 83 to 1291 and encodes 402 amino acids. The record is from RefSeq and is a predicted model, not a curated record. Lineage: Eukaryota; Fungi; Ascomycota; Sordariomycetes; Xylariales; Hypoxylaceae.
GGUAUAUAAGAGGACAGGUAGGACCCUGAUACUUGUUUCUUCGUUCGAGUCUCAAAUCUCAUGUUAGCAUUGGUUAAACAUCAUGCAUCUCCGGAACUCGUUGUUCGUACUUGGUGCAACCAUCGUCGACGCACUUGAACCCCCUCAAACGCCUCUAUUUCUGACUAAUCAGAAAUUGGUCCCCUCAGGAGUGCAGAAUACGAUAUGCAGAGAGGCCUUCAAGUUUCCUGAAAAAUGGCCGGGUCUUAAAUCUUCCUCUCUCGAGGUAGACGGUGACGUCGACAUUGUGACGGGAAGCCAAUUCAGGGGGUUGGCGACAUAUGCGAAUCUACCCUAUCUCAAUUGUCUAUCAGAUAACGAAACCGAGGGAAAUCCAUAUGACAUCGCGAUUCUAGGCGCGCCUUUUGAUACUGGGGUUACAGCUAGACCGGGAGCACGUUACGGUCCAAAGGGGAUCAGAAUUGGAAGUCAGAGGAGAUCGGCAGGCUUUUCUUGGAGCGUAUAUACUGGGCGAAAUCCUCUCAAAUCAUGGGCAAAAGUCGUGGAUUGUGGCGACGUUCCGCUAACUUGGCUAGAUAACAAUGUUGCUCUAGCACAGUUAGACAAAGCCCACACCGUUGUCUCGGGGAGGACAGCUUCUAAUGAGACGUACUCGUCUCACCCAAGAAUAUUAACGCUGGGAGGCGACCAUACUACGACUCUGUCGGCGCUGAGAUCAACAUACAACCAUUGGGGGGCAGUCUCCGUAAUUCACUUUGAUAGUCAUAUCGAUACUUGGGAUCCUGCGCUGAUAGGGGGUGGGAUUUCGGAUUAUGCGGGCUUAAACCAUGGAACUUUCCUUCAUAUCGCACAUGAGGAGGGCCUCAUUCGCUCAAACUCGAUCCACGCCGGAAUCCGAGCACCGCUUAAACGCAAGAAGGGCGACAUGAGAAACGACGUGCGCUGCGGUUUCGAGACAAUAAAAGCCCGUGAUAUAGACAAACUCGGCACUGCAGGAAUAAUCUCCGAAAUCAAAAAGCGAGUUGGCGAUUCAAAAGUUUACAUCAGCGUGGAUAUCGAUGUUCUCGACCCGGCGUUUGCCCCCGCGACGGGAACACCCGAACCAGGCGGUUGGUCGUCGAGAGAGCUUCUCACAAUCCUCGAUGGUCUGAACGGUCUGAACAUAAUUGGCGGUGAUGUAGUCGAGGUGGCUCCGGUUUACGAUACGAAAGGAGAGACAACAGUUCUUGCUGCAGCCGAAGUUGCCUUUUCGCUGAUUGAACUGAUGGUUGAAAAUCCGGUAACCCAGUAACUCUGUACGUCACGUUAUCGCAGUCAUACGUGUCAAGAUAUGUACCAACCAAGCAAAUAAUC